Messenger RNA from Vavraia culicis subsp. floridensis, 1800 nucleotides. RefSeq lists its product as uncharacterized. Lineage: Eukaryota; Fungi; Microsporidia; Pleistophoridae. The record is from RefSeq and is a predicted model, not a curated record. The transcript has a single exon. Bases 124 to 1800 code for a protein of 558 amino acids.
AUCCUAUUCUUCAUUCCAAAUGUUCAACCCCCCUAAUAAACAUCUCAUCACAAAUCCUAAACACAAGUAUCAUUCAAACAAUGUUUCACUACUCGAUUAAAAAGAGAUACACCUCACAAAAACAUGUUGAUCUACAUUCUUAUGACCUACCAAUCACCGCUCUCCCUAUCACCGCUCUCCCAUCCCAGCAAAUACCUAUCACUUACGAACAACGUACCCGCAUUCACCGACUGUGCAUAUCCCAUAGAACUAACCGAACACAAGGGAAUAACACUCGCUAACAAUCAGCUGUGUGUAAACGGUGAGAGCAUAACGAUCCAUUGCACCGAUAAGAACGUAACAGAUUUUAAAGUGGAGAACUCGAAUAAGUACGUAAUGCUAAAGAACAAUGGGAAAUGCUUAACGAUUGUUAAGAUGAUUGAUCAGUACUUGCCGAUAUUAGAUGAGUGUAGCUUUCUGGAUUCGCAGCUGUUUGUGGUGGGUGAUGGCACCAUGUGUGAGAGUGAAGGGCGCAGGUUAUCUGAGCCGGUGAUUACCUAUGGAAGCGGUAAGGGAGUGCAGUACUACGAAGAUGGAGGAUUAACGGUUGAUUGUGAUAAUUUGGAUGAGGCGAUGAAAGAGAGGUAUAAAGAUAGGUGUAAGGUUGCUGGUGAGGGUGGUGAGAAGGUUGUUAUGCCUAGUGGGAGUGAUAUGCCAAGCGGAGGUGCUAUGCCAAGCGGUGUUGCUAUGCCAAGCGGAGGUGCUAUGCCAAGCGGUGUUGCUAUGCCAAGCGGUGUUGCUAUGCCAAGCGGAGGUGCUAUGCCAAGCGGAGGUGCUAUGCCAAGCGGUGUUGCUAUGCCAAGCGGAGGUGCUAUGCCAAGCGGUGUUGCUAUGCCAAGCGGAGGUGCUAUGCUAAGCGGUGUUGCUACGCCUGGUACCACAGGUGGUAGCACGCCCGCUAACAUUAAUAAUACUGGCAAUGCGACUGGUGGCACUGCUACCAACAAUACAGGAAGUGCUAAUACAAGUGGUACUACCACUGUUCCUGUUACUGCUCCCAACACCCCCACAGCACCUCAGAGUGCACCAUCCCUUCCACCCGUACAACCUUCGCCUUACACGCAAUUACUGCCAGUUCAACCAACAGCAACGGUUACCCUAUCACCAAUUAAUACUCCCUCCUUUACCAGACCAGUUCAAGUACAGCAGAACAAACCUAACGAGUGCCUGUCACCGUGCGUAUUUAGAAUUGAAAUGGGAGGAAGGGGCGUGUGCAUUUGUUAUAAUGCUGGUGGUAAUGGUGUGUCUGGAAAUGGAUCAGCGGUUGGUAUGCCUGGUUUUGGCAUUGCUAGUUCUGUUACUGGUCCAUCCAUGGCAGGGGGUGUCAAUACUCCUGCAGCAGGCCCAUCCAUGGCAGGGGGUGUCAAUACUCCUACAACUGGUGCAUCCAUGGCAGGAGGUGUCAAUACUCCUACAACUGGUGCAUCCACAGCAGGCAGUGUCAAUACUCCUACAGCAGCACAACCAAGCAGUCCUGCCAUAUCUUAUCCCGCGGCACCAACCAAUCCCACCCCUUCACUACCCUUUCAACUGCCUUUCACACCCUCAAACACAAACAUCCAGCCAUUCAAAAUACCAACGAUCUACUUAGACGACGAAACAUUCAAAUCCCUGAAAAUGAGUGCGCCAUCCCAGCCCUUCCACAUGCAAUGCUGUUCCACCAUGGCAUGUCCGUGCAUACCAAUUAUUAACGUGUAUCCUAUCAUCAAUUUGGACGUUGAAGGACUGUUUAGAAAGUUGAAAGAUAGAAUGAAGCAGUAG